Messenger RNA from Miscanthus lutarioriparius, 840 nucleotides. Lineage: Eukaryota; Viridiplantae; Streptophyta; Magnoliopsida; Poales; Poaceae. The record is from the annotation of a GenBank genome assembly.
AUGGCCUCGUCGGACGGCUCUGCCGGGGCACCGCCCAGCGCUACCGUCGAGGUGCCCGGCACCGCGGCCCCCGUCCUCGUCGUGGGCGCCCCGGGACUCCCCGAGGCGGACUUCAGGAAUGCGGUGGAGUCGUCGCUGUUCAAGCAGUGGCUGCGGAACCUGCAGUCGGAGAAGGGCGUCCUCACCUACGGGAGGCUGAACCUCACGCGGGUCCUCAUCCAGGGGGUUGACAUGUUCGGGAAACGGGUGGGCUUUCUCAAGUUCAAAGCUGACAUCGUGGACGAGGAAACCAAAACCAAGGUUCCAGGAAUUGUCUUUGCAAGAGGGCCCGCGGUUGCUGUGUUGAUUAUUUUGGAGUCUAAGGGGGAAACAUAUGCUGUGCUUACUGAGCAGGUUAGAGUUCCUGUUGGAAAAUUCCUGUUGGAGCUGCCAGCUGGGAUGCUAGAUGAUGAAAAAGGUGAUUUUGUUGGCACUGCAGUCCGUGAGGUGGAAGAAGAGACUGGUAUAAAGCUGAAUAUAGAGGACAUGGUUGAUCUUACGGCACUGCUGGACCCUGCUACCGGAGGUCGAAUGCUGCCAUCACCGGGUGGCUGCGACGAAGAGAUCGGCCUGUUCCUGUACAGAGGCUGCGUCGACGAGGAGACUAUAAGAUCGCUCCAGGGGAAGGAAACCGGGCUGCGUGACCAUGGCGAGCUGAUCAAGCUGCGCGUGGUUCCGUACAACCAUCUCUGGCGGUUGACCGGCGAUGCAAAAGCACUCUCCGCGAUAGCCCUGUACGAAAUGGCCAAGAGGGAAGGCCUGCUGCCACAGCCGAUGGCGCCGCCUUCGGCUAACUUGUAA